Molecule: messenger RNA, 873 nt
Organism: Fonsecaea multimorphosa CBS 102226
Lineage: Eukaryota; Fungi; Ascomycota; Eurotiomycetes; Chaetothyriales; Herpotrichiellaceae
Exons: 4
Coding region: 1-873 (290 amino acids)
Cellular component (GO): cytoplasm
Molecular function (GO): aldehyde-lyase activity
Source: RefSeq, a predicted model, not a curated record
AUGGCUACAAUCAUGAAGAAUUCAAACACACUGCGAAAAGCCCUCAGUACCGGCUCAGGCCUCUCGUUCGGCGCGUGGCAGAUGCUCCCCGGCACGCACCUGUCGCGGACGAUUGCCCGGGCAGGCUUUGACUGGAUCUGUAUUGAUUGCGAGCAUGGCAAUAUUGCAGACAACGAGAUGCACGAAUCCGUCCACGCCGUCGCCUCUUGCAACGUGAGCCCCAUCGUGCGCAUUCCCGCAAACGAAGGCUGGAUGGUCAAGCGCGCCCUGGACGCCGGUGCGCACGGCAUCAUCGUGCCCUUGCUGUACAGUGCCGACGAUGCGAGAAGGCUGGUGCAGACAGCAAAAUUCCCGCCGUACGGCAAAAGAGGUUUCGGCAGCCCCUUCUCCAUGGGCGCGUUCGACAGCAAAGGCGAGCUGUCUGGGUUUGAUUACAUGAACAACGCCAAUGAGAAUCUCUUGACUAUUGUCCAGAUCGAGACCAAGGAGGCUUUGGACUGUGUCGAGGAAAUCGCAAAGGUGGAUGGUAUUGAUGUGCUUUUCAUCGGACCGUGGGACUUGGGCAACAACAUUGGCUACCCGGUCAAAGGAGACUUUAGCCCGGAGCUGAAGGAGGCCAUUGGGAGAAUACUGAAGGCCGCCCAAGCCGCCGGGAAGUGGUCAGGGAUAUACUGCCCCUCGGGCGAGGUGGCGCGACAAUAUGCCGACAUGGGAUUCCAGAUGAUCUCUGUUGUGAACGACAUGACUGCGGUUCCGGUAUUCAUGGCCGAGUCCUUAUCCAAGGCCAAGGGGUCAUAUGGCCAUGCGGCCGCCCAGGCAGUCAAGGGCGCCGCAUACGGGGCGGUGAACAUGGUGACGCAGGACAAGAAGUAA